GGGCACUUUUGUGUGAUGGCAACUUCACUUCUAGGGGAGGAACCGCGGGUAGGCUCCACGCCGCUGGCCAUGCUCGCCGCGACCUGCAACAAGAUCGGCAGCCCCAGCCCCUCGCCGUCCGCCCUCUCGGACAGCGCGUCCUCCUUCGGCAAAGGCUUCCACCCCUGGAAACGCUCCUCCUCCUCCUCCUCGUCCUCGGCGGGCAGCUGCGGCGCCGUGGGCUCCGGCCUCCCGGGCUUCGGCGUGGCGGCCGCGGCGCGCAACGGCUCCUCGGCGGCGGCGGCGGCGGCGGCGGCGGCCGCCCUCGUCUCGGACUCGUUCAGCUGCGGCGGCUCGCCGGGCUCCAGCGCCUUCUCCCUCACCUCCAGCAGCGCGGCGGCCGCCAGCUCGCCCUUCGCCAACGACUACUCCGUCUUCCAGGCGCCGGGCAGCGCCGGCGGCGGCGGCGGCGGCGGCGGCGGCGGCGGCGGGGCAGCGGGACAGGAAGCGGCGGCGCACCAGCCCGUCUUCAUCUCCAAGGUGCACACGUCGGUGGAGGGGCUGCAGGGCAUCUACCCGCGGGUGGGCAUGGCGCACCCCUACGAGUCCUGGUUCAAGCCCUCGCACCCGGGGCUGGCCGCCGGCGAGGUGGGCUCGGCGGGCGCCUCCAGCUGGUGGGACGUGGGCGCCGGCUGGAUCGACGUGCAGAGCCCCAACGGGGCGGCCGCGCUGCCCGGCUCGCUGCACCCGGCGGCCGGCGGGCUGCAGACCUCGCUCCACUCGCCGCUGGGCGGCUACAACUCGGAUUACUCGGGCCUCGGCCACUCGGCCUUCAGCAGCGGCGCCUCCUCGCACCUCCUCAGUCCCGCCGGGCAGCACCUCAUGGACGGAUUUAAGCCGGUGCUGCCCGGCUCCUACCCGGACUCGGCCCCCUCGCCGCUGGCCGGCGCCGGGGGCUCCAUGCUGGGCGGCGGCCCCGCCGCACCGCUGGCCGCCUCGCCGCGCUCCUCUGCCCGCCGCUACUCGGGCCGCGCCACCUGCGACUGCCCCAACUGCCAGGAGGCCGAGCGGCUGGGGCCGGCGGGGGCCAGCCUGCGGCGCAAGGGGCUGCACAGCUGCCACAUCCCCGGCUGCGGCAAGGUCUACGGCAAGACCUCGCACCUGAAGGCGCACCUGCGCUGGCACACGGGCGAGCGGCCCUUCGUCUGCAACUGGCUCUUCUGCGGCAAGCGCUUCACCCGCUCCGACGAGCUGCAGCGGCACCUGCGGACCCACACGGGCGAGAAGCGCUUCGCCUGCCCCGUCUGCAACAAGCGCUUCAUGCGCAGCGACCACCUCAGCAAGCACGUCAAGACCCACAGCGGCCCCGGCGGCGCCGGUGGCCCCGGCGGCGGCGGCCCCGGCGGCGGCCCCGGCUCCGGCGGCAAGAAGGGCAGCGACACCGACAGCGAGCACAGCGCGGCCGGCAGCCCGCCCUGCCACUCCCCGGAGCUGCUGCCGCCCCCCGAGCCCGGCCACCGCAAUGGCCUGGAGUGA
Falco peregrinus (peregrine falcon) is the source of this 1515-nucleotide messenger RNA. RefSeq names its product Sp8 transcription factor (gene SP8). The record is from RefSeq and is a predicted model, not a curated record. Gene Ontology annotation, molecular function: RNA polymerase II cis-regulatory region sequence-specific DNA binding; DNA-binding transcription factor activity, RNA polymerase II-specific. Bases 16 to 1515 code for a protein of 499 amino acids. NCBI's taxonomy places the organism in Eukaryota, Metazoa, Chordata, Aves, Falconiformes, Falconidae. The transcript has 2 exons. Gene Ontology annotation, biological process: regulation of transcription by RNA polymerase II.